Messenger RNA from Mauremys mutica (yellowpond turtle), 3935 nucleotides. It is a transcript of the gene ATF1, whose product is annotated as activating transcription factor 1. Gene Ontology annotation, biological process: regulation of transcription by RNA polymerase II. The record is from RefSeq and is a predicted model, not a curated record. NCBI's taxonomy places the organism in Eukaryota, Metazoa, Chordata, Testudines, Geoemydidae. The coding region runs from base 216 to 1172 and encodes 318 amino acids. Gene Ontology annotation, cellular component: ATF4-CREB1 transcription factor complex; nucleus. The transcript is spliced from 8 exons. Gene Ontology annotation, molecular function: RNA polymerase II cis-regulatory region sequence-specific DNA binding; DNA-binding transcription factor activity, RNA polymerase II-specific; protein binding.
UAGUCGGAAUCUCUAGCCCAGGCCUCCGGUUGACUCUAUGGUUGCAGCCCGCCCACCUCGAGCGUCCCGGCCGGGCCUGCUGUGUUUACGAUGCCGGCGGCGCCGGUUUCCUGAGGCGGAGACAGCGGCAAGAGCGGCGGCUCUUCCCUCGGGGUUCUCGCGGUGCGAGGAGGGCGGCGCGGCCUCUGGGCCUCUGAGUUUUCUUGUAGUUGAUUAUGGAAGAGGUACACAAGAGUACCAGUAACAGUUCAGCGACACCACCACAAACAACGUCCAUACAAGGUACACCACUGCAGGCAGCUCAUCUCUCUCACAUUGCUCAACAGAUGUCUCUAAGAGGUCCUACUCCGUUGACAGUUGUACAGCUUCCUGGAGAGCAAGUACAGGUCCAGGGAGUCAUUCAAACAGCUCAGUCCUCUGUAAUCCACUCACCCCAGGUGCAAACAGUGCAGGUAUCUUCUUUGUCAGAGAGUGAGGAUUCUCAGGAUUCAUCGGAUAGCAUAGGCUCUUCACAGAAGACCCGAGGUAUCUUAGCACGGCGACCGUCUUACCGAAAAAUCUUGAAAGAUCUUUCGUCCGAAGACGCACGAGAUAGAAAAGGAGAUGAUGAAAGUCCUGGUGUCUCUACUGUCACCUCUAUGUCUGUUCCCACACCUAUCUACCAGACCAGCACUGGACAGUACAUUACUAUUGCCCCAAAUGGAGCACUGCAGCUGGCCAGUUCAGGUACAGAUGGUGUGCAGGGUCUGCAGACAUUAACAAUGACAAAUGCUAGUGGCACUCAGCCUGGGACAACAAUACUGCAGUAUGCGCAAACAUCUGAUGGUCAGCAGAUACUUGUGCCCAGCAACCAGGUGGUAGUGCAGACUGCAUCAGGAGAUAUGCAGACAUAUCAGAUCCGCACCACACCAACAACCACUUCCCUCCCACAGACAGUAGUGAUGACCUCUCCUGUCACCCUUACGUCUCAGACAACCAAGACAGAUGAUCCACAGUUGAAACGAGAAAUAAGGCUCAUGAAGAACAGGGAGGCUGCUCGAGAAUGCCGUAGAAAGAAGAAAGAAUAUGUUAAAUGUCUGGAAAAUCGAGUUGCGGUCCUGGAAAAUCAAAACAAAACUCUAAUUGAAGAGCUAAAAACUUUGAAAGAUCUUUACUGCCAUAAAAAUGUGUAAGAAAAGGAGGCACAACUUUUUGUGGACUGUCUAAAUUUCUGUGGGGAAUUUUUUUAUACCGAAUUUUUUAAAAUUAAAUGAAAGGUCAAAAAUGCAACUUUUCUACCUAGAUUUCACAACUUAAAGACUAUAAAGAUUUUAUUUACAACAUGUUAGUGACAAACUACAAAAAGGAAACAAGAAAACCUCAACAAAACUGCUGGCAGAACUGGAAACAUCAUUAAAAUCAAGGCUACAUCGGCAAUAAAAGGACAUGCACAUUUUAUAAGACAAGUGAUUUGAAUUUCCUGAACUACAAAUUAAUUUGGUAACAGCAGUAAUAUUUGAUUACAGUUAAAAUGUGGAUGAGAUGGAAUCCUUGCCAUUAGUUGAAAAUUAUUAGCAACAUAUAUAACCAGUAUAGGUUUUAAUUUCUUUUGUUUUAUGAUCCUUAUCUUUUCUUUCGGUUAUUUGUAUGUAAAUAUUUUUAUUUCAACCUGUAAAUUCCAACUUACAGGUGUAGAAGAUAAAGAGAAGCCAAUACUUUGCUAAAAGUAUAAAUUAUGUUUACUUUUCUCAGCUGGCAAUCUGUUUAAAGGUGGGGUUUGUUUUGUUUUGGUUUGGUUUUUUUUGUAAAAUGUUUGCUGUGUUUAUCAAAGUUGGAGAGGUUUUGCAGAAGGCAAUGGGAAAAUUAUUUUUCAGGCCUACCCCUGAAAGAUGUCAAAGGCACAUGAAUAAGAUGUUGACUUCUUAAGAGUAUUCAACACAUUCAAUUACUUUAAACCAACAGUUUGGUAGAAUGGGUAUAGCUGAACAAAAGUUGUCAGAGAAUGCUUCUUAAAUAGUUUUGUUCGUGGUUACUGGGUGUGAUAAACUAUAAUUGAAAAAUAAAUUGUGUGCUGAUUAUAUAUACAACUGAACAUGCAUUGCUUAUUCUGUUUGGAGAUCAUACUAUGCUUAAUUAAAAAGUUUACAGACCAAAAAAAAGACACAGUAAAAUGAAAAGCUAAAGAUACAUACCAAAGGGUUUAAUACAGUUCUAAUAUAGGGUUUAUAAAUUAAAAAAAUAAAAGUGCACAAUUACCAGACUAAUUUUGUAAGGUAGGCAAUAUUUUGUGAAGUAAUGGCAUCUUUGUAAGAAAAUACUCUAUUGAAAAUAGUUAAUGGCUGGUAUAUUUUUAUAAGUAAACUAUUACCUUUACAAAUUCUAAAAUGGAGUUUAUAUGCAUAUUUUAACAGUUUAUACAGUUCCUUUUAGUAAACAAAUAGAUAUUUUGUGUCUCAGAUUAUUGAUUAUAUAUUUUUAUGGGUUAGCACAAAGUAAAAUUAGAUUCUCUUUGGAGUAGAAAAUAUUUUGAAUUACUUUUGUCUCUGUAAGCAACUGAUCUUAAAAAUAAAUCCUAAGGAAUAUUGUUGAGGAAAAAGAAACAGAUUAGCAUUUUUUUUCCAUAUUCAGUAAAAACUGCACAUAUGCUUGAAUUUACUGCAAAAAUACUAUCGGGGAUUCUAGUAUGUAUCAUUUUGACUUGUUUCUUUCAAGUAAAAGUUAAAGGAUGUUUGAUAUGAUCAGGACUCGAAUAUAAAUAAAAUAUUAUGUGACCAUGAUUAUUGCAUGAACAGUGAAUAUGCUAUUUUCUGUAGUUAGUAUUGGAUCCUGCUUCCAUUAUUUCAGUGGGAAUUAUGCCAUGAUCUAUGUUACUAAAAUGUGGUAAGGACAUCAGUGAGUUGUGCUAGCUCAGUCCUGAAUGAAAUUUAAAAAUGUAUUUGCUCUCCUUGUAUGUUGUUUAUAUAAGGUCUAUCAACAUUUAUUUUAUUAGUCUACUAUAUAUAUUGCGCUUCCUACCAAGCAGUCAGACUCUGAAUUCCACAACUGAGUUGUUAGUGGGUUAGAUAAAUAUUUUGUAUUUGUAAAGUUUAAUAUAACACAUGUGGCUAUUAUGGGAUAUUGUUUGCUAUAUAGUUGCUUUAAAUAGAACUGAAAUAUACAUUAGAAUUCCUACUCAUGUCAAAAAUCUUUAUGAAAUGUUUAAAAUGCAUUUGUUGCCCAGCACUAGAGAAACUUGCAUGCUUGGCGCUCAACCCUGCUUGGGUAAAGAUGACAUCCUAGGAGGUUCUGAGUGCCUCAAAACUUCCAUUAAGGACAAUGGGAGUUCAGGAUAAUGAGCACCUCAAUAGGACUGGGCUCUUUGAUCAAAUUCUGCCACUGAAUAUGUAUGCACUACUCUCAGUAACUUCAAAGGGAGACAGACUCGGGGUCUGCAGGCAGACUCGGACCGUCAAUAUUGAAGCUUUAAUCAUGGCUUUCCUGUAAAUUAAACUAACUUGAAACUCUUAUUUGUGGUAUUUUGCUCCCAACUCUGUGCCAUUGCUGUUCUUUUUAAAAUUUCUUCUUUUGUGAUAAAGGAUUUUUUUUAAAUGAAACAACUGGCAAGUAUCAUUACAGUACAAAAAAUAGUAGCUGAUUCCUGCUCUGUUUUGCAGCUGAAUGACUUUUAUUAUUGCCAGAGAGAAAAACAUCAGUCAGUUUUAUUCUAUUGAUGUAGUAGGGUUUGGGAAGAAGCAGUAUAGGUAUAUUCUUUAUCGUGGAAAUAUGAAGUGGUCAUAUUGGUUUGUUCCUUGAGUGAUUACUUUUCAGGAGGAACUUAUUUUGGAAAGGGUUUAACACUGAAUACUAUUGGUCUGGUUACCUCCAUAGCUACAUACAUCAUAUGCAUUGUAAAGACUUGUUGAAACAAAUAGGUGCUUGCAACUCUUGACCGCAGUAAUAAAGACCCCAAAAUACAA